AUGAACAAAGGAACAAUGAAUAAUGAGCAGAAUGAUAAUAAAAUGCUCGAGAAUAACGAGACUGAAGAUACUCCAUCUGAGACGUCAGACAAAAAUUUGAAAACAGGGCCUGGAGUAUCUGAAAGCCCAGCAAUGUUGACAACAACUUCUCCAACUACAACGCAGUCAACAAUUACCGCAAGUCAGACGAGUGCACCUAUAACUCAGUCAAUUGCUGCUUUUAAGACGAGUACACCAACAACUCUGUCAAACACCAUUGGAAAUCCACCGAUUUUCACAACUCAAUCGAGUGACAGCAGUGGUAGUACCCCUAUCACUGAACAGACUGUACAACAAGAACUAUUACAGUUCCUGUGCAAACAGCGCGAAAACAUCGAGCUUCAAAACAAAGGUUUUGAGGCAAUGAAAACCUUGAUGAGCUUAAUUAAUAAGACAUCUGAAAAUUUAUUGAAGGCAGAACGGCUUCGAAUGCAAGGUACACGAGGUAAUUUACUUAACUCGACCGCUUUUCUAGACGAGAGUUCAACUCAUACGGGUGCUGGAAUAGAAGUUCAAUCCAGCCCGCAAGAGAUUAACAUAGAAGUAACUAAGGCUCUUAAUGCUUCGAUUACUGUUUUAAAAAGUACACUAGAAUCAAGCAAAAAAUCUCAAAAUUAUCAGGUACCAAGAAAAUAUACUCUUAAUUCAGAUAGUGAUAUCAACAUUUGGUUGGAUAAACUUAAAUCUGAAUUAUCAUCAAACGAUCUAUUAGAUGUUAUUGACCCAACGGUCAUUGGUCCUGAUAAUUUGGAUGUACAAACAAUUGCAAAAAGAAAACAAGCAGUAAGAGAAAUCAUUACUAGCCAUUUAGAUGAUAAAUACUAUAAGAGGGUUCUCACUAUAACAGACCCUAUUAUGGUAAUAACAAGUCUAAAAGAAGCUAAGAGGGUCGAAAAGAAUGUCACUCACACUUCUGUUAGAACGAAGCUGUACGGAAUGAAAUUGAAACCAAAGGAGAGUAUUGAUGAGUUCUGGAAUAAAUUCGACAACACCAUCGUUGAAUAUGAGAGCUGUGAUAACGCAGUACCUCUGACAGAUGAAGAGAAACGGUCAGCUUUUUACCAAGCUGUCAGUAAAGUAAUUCCAGAAGCUCGAACUGCUGAUUUAUUGCAUCGGCAAUUUAAAGGCAGAUCAAUGACUCUGGUUGAGUUGAGGUCUCAUUUGCUACAGCUUGAAGCUGAGAAGAAGUCUGAAACUUCUCAAGAACAAGAUGCGUGUGCAAACCAAGCAAAACGGUUUAAAUCACACCAUGACAACUGUUAUAGAUGCAAUAAGACGGGUCACUACGUCAAACAGUGUCCUUUAGCAGCAACUAGUGAAUGGUACUGUUAUAUUUGUAAAGUGAUCACUGAUCACAAUACAAAUUCUUGUCCAAAAAAUGAGGACAGUCAAAAUUCAGGCAGGUCUGACUACAGACGUGGUCGUGGUAGAGGUAGAGGUAGAGGUGCUUUUAGAAGAGGUACGUUCUUCAAAGGAGGUUUUGGUGGCAAAUCCAAAGAAUACACCAAAUCCAAGCCGAAAACGUUCAAAAAGCAAGCAGCCCCACCAAAGGAUGGAGAUAAAAAGAAACCACAAGCACGACAAGCAGAUAUUUAAUAUUCAGUCUUAGCAGAGUGCGCAGCGGAGAAAACCAAAGGAAUUCAAGGACCAUGUUCUUAAUUGGAACUUUACUUUUCAUUAAUAUUUAAUAUUAGAUGUGUUCAUGAUCGUUAAUCGAUUUUAGAUGUAAUUAUGAAACUAUAUGUUAUUCAUUAUAUUUAAAAGAUGUAUGUGCAAAGGGAGGGAGUGUCAGAAAUAGUUUACUUUGCGACAUACAUGAGGCACCAUCUAUUAGACGUUUAAAGUAAUUACUAGUCCUCUAGAGUAGUCUCUUACAUUGUGACAUACUCACUCUUGAAUAUAGCUCUGUACCGAUCACACGUACAUCUAGAAGUUCUGUGUACAAGACAUAAUAA
Molecule: messenger RNA, 1994 nt
Organism: Microplitis demolitor
Lineage: Eukaryota; Metazoa; Arthropoda; Insecta; Hymenoptera; Braconidae
Exons: 3
Coding region: 1-1635 (544 amino acids)
Molecular function (GO): nucleic acid binding; zinc ion binding
Source: RefSeq, a predicted model, not a curated record